CGAACAGUUUUUAAAACGCAGAAAUAGGAGAGCUUGCCGAAGGAUACACACACACACGUCUAUAAUUAGCUACUGAAAGGGGUGUAUAUAUAUGUGUUUGUGCCAAGUGCAACUGAUGUUCCUUGGUCUUUGGAAGUUCAAAUGGGCAUCUCUCAAUUUGCCUGUCGUCUCCUACAAAAAACACCCAGAAAACCUGUCAUCAACUCAUUCCAACACUUUCGAACCACUUGUCUCCAUUCACUCACUACUCUAUCACAAACCAUCACAGAAGACCUCACCAGAAAUCAAAAACCAUUCAGGGGAUAUCCAUUUUUUGAGCUCUUAUUCAGCCGCACUGUUUCUUCCAAACCAACCCAUGACAAUGCAGAACAAACCCAGGCUUCCGUUCAGAAUCAAAACAUCUCCAACAACCCAGAUGCCAAAACCGACAGGACAGCCCAAGACGCCGAAAACAUCUGCAAAACAUUGUACAUUAACUCUUCAAACGACAGCGUCGAGAGCUUUCUCGAUAAUAUUCACGUUGAGAUGUCGGCGACUCUUGUCGUUGAGGUUUUGAAGAAGCUCAGCAAUUCGGGUGUUCUUGCGCUUUCGUUCUUCAGAUGGGCUGAGAAGCAAAAAGGGUUCAAACAUACAACUGAGAGUUACGACGCUUUGAUCGAAGCUCUGGGAAAGAUCAAGCAGUUCAAGAAGAUAUGGAAUUUGGUGGACGAAAUGAAACUCAAACGUUUGUUGACUAAGAACACUUUUGCGUUGAUUUCGCGGAGAUAUGCGAGAGCCAAGAAGGCUAAAGAAGCGAUAGAGACGUUCCGGAAGAUGCGCAAGUUUGGAUUGAAGGCAGAAGUUUCGGAUUUCAAUAGACUCCUUGACACUCUUUGCAAAUCAAAGUUUGCGACGAUAGCACAGCAGGUGUUCGACGAAAUGAGUGAGAAAAGGUUCAAACCCGAUAUCAAGUCGUAUACGAUUUUGUUGGAGGGGUGGGGUCAGGAGAAGAAUUUGUUGAAGCUUAAGGAGGUUUAUAGGGAGAUGAAGGACGAGGGGAUUGAGCCUGAUGUUGUGACUUAUGGCAUUAUGAUCAAUGCACAUUGUAAGGCUAGGAAGUAUGAUGAAGCUUUUGCGUUGUUUGACGAAAUGGAAGCGAAUAAUUGCAAGCCUAGCCCUCAUAUCUUCUGUACUUUGAUUAUUGGGUUGGGUUCCGCGAAGAGGUUGAAUGAAGCUCUCGAAGUCUUUAGACGAUCAAAAGCGUGUGGUUUCGAGCCUGAGGUACCUACUUACAAUGCCUUGGUGGGAGCUUACUGCUGGUCAAUGCAGUUGGAUAAUGCAUACAAGGUUGUUGAUGAGAUGAGAGAAUGUGGGGUUGGUCCGAAUUCUCGAACUUAUGACAUAAUCUUACACCACUUGAUAAAAGAUAAAAGAACAGAAGAAGCUUUCUCGGUUUUCCAGAGAAUGAGUCGGGAACCCGGGUGUGAGCCAACAGUGAGCACGUACGAGAUAAUGGUGAGGAUGUUCUGUAAUGUGGAGCGAUUGGAUAUGGCGAUUCAGAUUUGGGAUCAGAUGAAGGCCAAAGGAGUGCUUCCAGGGAUGCACAUGUUCUCCACUUUGAUCAACAGUUUAUGUAUGGAGGAUAAGUUGGACGACGCUUGCAAGUACUUUCAAGAGAUGAUGGAUAUGGGGAUUCGGCCGCCGGCGCAGUUGUAUAGCAAUCUGAAACAAGCUCUUCUUGAUGAAGGAAGAGAGGAUAUGGUACAAACUUUGUAUGAGAGGAUUGAGAAACUCAGGAAAACCUCAUUAGUUGGUUGAAACUCUAUUAUAACUUCUCUUGUUUGUUUGUUUAUUUUCUUUUGUUGAGCCACAAAAUUGCGAUGUUUUGUUUGGUGACAAGAAUACUGGUGCUUUAUCC
This is a messenger RNA of Morus notabilis, 1897 nucleotides long. Its product is annotated as pentatricopeptide repeat-containing protein At1g71060, mitochondrial. NCBI's taxonomy places the organism in Eukaryota, Viridiplantae, Streptophyta, Magnoliopsida, Rosales, Moraceae. The transcript has a single exon. The coding region runs from base 142 to 1797 and encodes 551 amino acids. Gene Ontology annotation, molecular function: protein binding. The record is from RefSeq and is a predicted model, not a curated record.